CAAAUGCUGAGAAGUCAGCAGCAUUUCUUGUUCCCAGAUUACCCUUCUGGGCACUCUCUGGCUGCCAGAUUACCGAGGUCAUCAUUGCUUGAUUCGAUUUCUCAGCUCCCGGCAUCAGCUCACCCUCCCAAGCUGGGUUGCCUCGGUCCUGUAAUGGCUCCCUGUGUCGGCUGCUUCCUGUUGGCGGCGCUGAUUUCUGCCAGCUGUAAAGCCAUCACCUCCUCAGAUCCAGUGUGCACUGAGAAAGAAGCCAACAGAAGAUAUAACUGUGAAAAUUUAGGUCUCAGAGAAAUUCCUGAUACUCUGCCAAACACAACAGAAUUUUUGGAAUUCGACUUUAACUUCUUGCCUACAAUUCAAAACACAACCUUCAGCAGGCUCAUAAAUCUUAUCUUUUUGGAUUUGACCAGGUGCCAGAUUAACUGGGUACAUGAAGACACUUUUCAAAACCAUCAUCAACUGAGCACCAUUGUGUUAACUGGAAAUCCCCUGAUAUUCAUGGCAGAAACAUCACUUACCGGGCCCAAGUUGCUGAAGCAUCUUUUCUUAACCCAAACAGGAAUAUCCAAUCUCGAGUUUAUCCCAGUACACAACCUGGAAAACUUGGAAAGUUUGCAUCUUGGAAGCAACCAUAUUUCCUCCAUUAAUCUCCCAGAAAACUUCCCAAUACAGAAUCUGAAAGUCCUGGAUUUUCAGAAUAAUGCUAUACACUACAUCUCUGGUAAAGACGUAAAUGCUCUGGAACAGGCCACCAAUCUAAGCCUUAACUUCAAUGGCAAUGACAUUAAAGACAUUGAGCCUGGGGCUUUCAAUUCAAAAAUCUUUCGAAGUUUGAAAUUUGGAGGGUCUCUCAAUUUAGCUGUUAUACUGAAAGGUCUACAGAACUCUACUAUUCAGUCUCUUUGGCUGGGGACAUUUGAGGACACUGUUGACCAAGAUCUCACUCCAGCCACAUUUGAGGGACUUUGUAACAUGUCUGUUGAGAGCAUCAACCUACAAAAACACCAUUUCCACGGCUUCUCACCUUCUACAUUUCGGUGCUUCACUCAACUCCAGGAGUUGGAUCUGACGGCAACUCACUUGAACGGAUUACCCCCUGGGAUUGAGGGUAUGAACUCUCUCAAGAAACUAGUUCUCAAUGCAAAUAGUUUUGACCAAUUGUGUCAAAUCAAUGCUGCCAGUUUCCCAUCCCUUACAGACCUCUCUAUCAAAGGUAACAUGAAGAAACUUGACCUUGGUGCCAGGUGUUUGGAAAAACUAGGAAAUCUUCAGAAACUUGAUUUAAGUCACAGUGAUAUUGAGGCUGCUGACUGUUGCAAUCUGCAAUUCAAAAACCUACACCACUUGCAAUACUUAAACAUGAGCUACAAUCAGCCCCUUGGACUGGAGGAUCAGGCAUUCAAAGAAUGUCCUCGGCUAGAACUCCUGGAUUUCGCAUUUACCCACCUGCACGUUAAGGCUUCACAAAGUCCUUUCCAAAACCUCCAUGUCCUGCGGGUUCUGAAUCUCUCUCACUGCCUUCUUGAUGCCAGCAAUCAGCACCUUCUAGCAGGCCUGCUGGGUCUCCAGCAUCUGAAUUUACAAGGCAAUCGCUUUCAAGAUGGGCACCUAUCAAGGACCAACCUACUUCAGACAGCGAGCAGCUUGGAGGUUCUGAUUUUAUCCUCUUGUGAUCUACUCUCCAUAGACCAGCAAGCAUUCCACAGCCUUGGGAACAUGAGCCACUUAGACUUAAGCCACAACAGCCUGACAGGCGAUAGCAUGGAUGCUCUUAGCCCUCUUAAGGGGACCUACCUUAAUCUGGCCGCCAAUAACAUUCGCAUCAUCCCAUAUCAUCUCCUCCCCACCUUGUCUCAGCAGAACACCAUUAAUUUAAGUCACAAUCCCCUGGAUUGCACUUGCUCAAAUAUUAAUUUCAUAACAUGGUAUAAAGAAAAUCUGCAUAAACUUGAGGGUUCAGAGGAGACAGUAUGUGCAAACCCCCAAGGUUUAAGGGGAGUUAAACUGGCCGAUGUCAGCCUCUCUUGUGGGAUCACGGAUGUGGGCAUUUUCUUUCUUGUAGUAUUUGUACUCUUGUUCAUUGUUCUGCUCAGGUUUUUGGUUAAAUUUCUUCUGAGGUGGAAAUAUCAGCACAUUUAGUGCUGAAGGUUUCUAGAGACAGAAAAUAAAUAUGU
Molecule: messenger RNA, 2174 nt
Organism: Hippopotamus amphibius kiboko
Lineage: Eukaryota; Metazoa; Chordata; Mammalia; Artiodactyla; Hippopotamidae
Gene: CD180
Product: CD180 molecule
Exons: 3
Coding region: 4-2139 (711 amino acids)
Biological process (GO): B cell proliferation involved in immune response; cellular response to lipopolysaccharide; positive regulation of lipopolysaccharide-mediated signaling pathway
Cellular component (GO): extracellular matrix
Molecular function (GO): protein binding
Source: RefSeq, a predicted model, not a curated record